AUGGCGGGGCAAUCGGAGCUGGACCGGUGGAUAGAGCAGCUGAAGAAGUGCGAGCCUCUAAAAGAGUCGGACGUGAAGACUCUUUGCCAGAAGGCCCUGGAGAUAUUAGUAGAGGAGAGCAACGUUCAGCGUGUGGAUGCUCCGGUGACAGUUUGCGGCGAUAUACACGGCCAAUUUUAUGAUCUUAUGGAGCUCUUCCAAGUUGGAGGAGAUUGCCCCAUGACGAACUACCUUUUCAUGGGUGACUUCGUGGAUCGGGGUUUCUACAGCGUUGAAACAUUUCUGCUGCUACUCGCACUAAAGGUUCGGUAUCCCGACCGCAUCACGUUGAUCCGGGGCAACCAUGAAAGCCGGCAGAUUACGCAGGUGUACGGCUUCUACGACGAGUGCUUGCGGAAGUACGGCUCGGUCAACGUAUGGCGUCUCUCCGCGGUCAUUGACAACUCCAUAUUUGCCGUACAUGGAGGCCUGUCGCCCACCAUAUCCACACUCGAUCAGAUCCGCACCAUAGACCGCAAGCAGGAGGUCCCUCACGACGGCGCCAUGUGCGACCUGCUGUGGUCCGACCCCGAGGAUAUCGAGGGCUGGGGUCUGUCUCCCCGCGGCGCCGGCUUCCUGUUCGGCGCCGACGUGUGCCGCGCCUUCACAGAUGCCAACAAGAUCGACCUGAUUUGUCGGGCACACCAGCUGGUGAUGGACGGCUACAAGACCAUGUUCAACGAAAAGCUGGUGACGGUCUGGUCGGCACCGAACUACUGCUACAGAUGCGGGAACGUGGCGGCCAUUAUGGAGGUGGAUGAGCACCUUGGGAAGAACUACAAGGUGUUCGAGGCGGCACCUCAGGAGGUCCGGGGUAUCCAGUCAAAACGCGCUGCGCCGGACUACUUCUUGUGA
Messenger RNA from Volvox carteri f. nagariensis, 894 nucleotides. RefSeq lists its product as uncharacterized. NCBI's taxonomy places the organism in Eukaryota, Viridiplantae, Chlorophyta, Chlorophyceae, Chlamydomonadales, Volvocaceae. Gene Ontology annotation, molecular function: protein serine/threonine phosphatase activity. Bases 1 to 894 code for a protein of 297 amino acids. Gene Ontology annotation, biological process: peptidyl-serine dephosphorylation; double-strand break repair via homologous recombination. Gene Ontology annotation, cellular component: cytoplasm; nucleus. The transcript has 9 exons. The record is from RefSeq and is a predicted model, not a curated record.